This is a messenger RNA of Phycomyces blakesleeanus NRRL 1555(-), 1974 nucleotides long. RefSeq names its product C2H2-type zinc finger transcription factor. The record is from RefSeq and is a predicted model, not a curated record. The transcript has a single exon. Bases 1 to 1974 code for a protein of 657 amino acids. NCBI's taxonomy places the organism in Eukaryota, Fungi, Mucoromycota, Mucoromycetes, Mucorales, Phycomycetaceae.
AUGAACAGAGUAACAAAAAAACUUGCCCCAGGAAGAGUAUCAGUACCUACUCCGAGAAUUCUGGGCCAACUAAACUUCGGUCUUGUUGACAUUGGCAAGUCUUGCUCACUUUGUGAGAAGACCUUUAAAGAUCACUGGAAUCUUAAAAGACAUUUGCAAAGAUGCCAUGACAUAACGGAAACGGUUGCAGAUGAUAUGAGCAUAGUCCAGGAGGCCGAAUAUCAAGAUAUACAGAUGAGCAACAGCCCAAAAAAUCCGCUUACACCAAGUGAAAGUGUGGAAGAGAAAUCAGACGUUGAUAAUGAAUACUACAACAGUAUCUUAAAUUAUGACGAGUGUGAAGAAAGUGAUGAUGGAAGUAGAGUUGACAAUAGUGAUUUUGAUGUUGAGGAAAACACAGAGCCAAACGCAGGCAUUCCUCUGUUUAAUCACAUCUUGAACAACAUGUCUGCUUUCGCCGAUAACAACGAAUCUUCAAUAGAUGAAGAGGAUGAAUUCCAGAGUGAAGUAUUUAACUCUACCGCCUGGAACAGAUUUACACUAAAUACUCAUCCAUUUAAAGAUAUCCAGACAAUGAUUUUGCUCGCACUUGUCGAUGGUGAUAAUGACAUGAUUUCUCGUAGAAUGUUAAAGAAGAUAUUAUUUACCAUCAAUCUUCUUCUAAAGAUCCACGAAGAAGCUAUUAGAAAAGAUAUUUCUUUCAAGUUGCCCUGGUUAGAUGCACUCUGGAAUUACCAGACACGAAAAGGAUCGAACAUCUCAAUUUUCAAAUCGAAAAGUUUAGAUAUUACUCUCUCUGAUAGCACAAAAGUCACCGCAUUCCUUAACUUGCCUUCUGAGCACAUCAAACUCCUUGCUGCCAAUCCUAUAAAGUCAAAAUCAAUCUUUUCUUUACCUGAUCGCACGCCAAACCAAUCUGUCUGUCUUCAACAAGGAGAAAAAUGGAGAACAAAUACAUACUUCCAACAACCCAUGUUUACCCACAACAACGUUGAUUUCUGGUCUGGUGACAUUGUUCUGUUAAAAGAUUGCUCGCCUAACCUUUGCUUUCUGGUGGAAUCUUUCCAUACAAUGGAUACAUCCAAUGUCUUCUCUCAUGGAUAUAUUGUUCGAACUCCAAAAGAUGGUUGUAGCAUUGGCAUCGAAAUCAAUCGUACCAACAUAAAUAUUGAAUCAUUUCUCUCUGUUGACACAACCCCAUUAAACACCUCCUUAUGUUGCAGCAUCUCUCCUGACACAAUUAUCUCGCUCAUUCCAACUCAUCGUAAAUUACUUGAAGAAGAACAUUUUCUGAAGAGGCUUAUAUGCGACGGAACUGACCAAGAAAACAACCGAAGAAAAUAUUACAAGGUAAAUAUUGCACCUGUAAUUCUUUUCUCGGAUGAUACUUCUGGGAACACCUCUAAGCAAUUUAAUCCAUACAAGAGCUGGUCGAUGAAAUGUGCGGCCCUCUCUUUUGAAGAAAGGUGCUCCAUAGAGAAUAUCUUAUUUAUAUCAGCAAUUCCAAAGAAGAAAGGUGCAAACGCUGCCUCGUUGUUACCUGAAAUUGUUGAUGAUUUGAAGAAGCUAGAAAACGGCGUGGUAAUAUUCUCUGCAGAAGAUAAUGCAUAUGUUCUUGUGGUAUCUCCUUUACUUUGGAUUGAGGCAGAUACAUCUUGUCACUCAGAGCUUUGCGGUUUAGGUGCGCCCAACUCAACUUACCCUUGUAGAAAGUGCUACAUUAAAUUGCAAAGUCGAAUCCCCAAGUUGAACGAAGUUGAAUACUAUACUAACAGGCAUCCAACAAGAACCAAGGAUCAUUAUAUCCAGGCCGCUUCUGCACCAGACAGAGAUACAGUGAUCCCUGAUAUUCCUUGCUUUGACAACAAAAACACAGCAGAAGAGUUAAGUUUUAAAAACAAGUCAACAGACAAACUGCUAGAACUUAAAGCAUAUGACCAGUCAAAAGAUACUCCUGCUGAAAUAUUGCACUAA